CUACCCUUACCGGAAGUUUAGCUUUUGUUGUCACACUGGAAGAAAAUGGCUGCUGCUGGUUUGAAUGGUCUCUCUAUGGAGGUGACGGUGUGGGGCUAAGGACAGCUACGUCUGCUGCUGACGGUCACUCACCCAGCUACCGGUGGCAGACCACAAUGCAACAAGUUUUGGAAUAUGCUUUGGAUCGGGCUGAGUACAUUGUUGAAAGUGCUCGUCAACAGCCAGCCAAGAGGAGAGCGUUGUCCGGAGGGAGGAAGAGUUUAUACCAGAAACUAUACGAGCUCUACAUCGAAGAGUGUGAGAAGGAACCAGAGCUCAAGAAGCUGUGUAGGAAUGUCAACCUGCUGGAGAAGCUGGUGUCUCAGGAGUCAGUGUCAUGUCUGGUGGUCAACCUUUACCCCGGCAACCAGGGAUACUCCCUCAUGCUACGCGGCAAGAAUGGAUCUGACUCUGAGACGAUCCGUCUGCCGUACGAGGAAGGACAGCUGUUGGAGUACCUGGAUGCUGAGGAGCUUCCUCCUAUCCUGGUGGAUCUCUUGGAGAAGUCCCAGGUGAACAUCUUCCACUGUGGUUGUGUGGUAGCAGAGGUCAGAGACUACAGACAGUCUGGCAACACUAAGGUCCCCUCCUUCCAGAGCAGACACGUACUGCUACGGCCUACCAUGCAGACCCUGAUCUGUGAUGUCCAUGCCAUGACCAGUGACCACCACAAAUGGACACAGGAUGAUAAGUUUCAGUUGGAGAGCCAGUUACUGCUGGCCACAGCUGAUCCUCUGUGUCUGGAUCCAUGUAUCUCUGUCACCUGCACAGCCAACCGCCUGCUCUACAACAAGCAGAAGAUGAACACGCGCUCCAUGAAACGUUGUUUUAAGCGUCACUCUCGGGCGGCGCUGAACCGUCAGCAGGAGCUAUCCUACCUGCCCGUGCCCCCCCAGCUGCGUCUCUAUGACUACCUGCAGAGGAGGAAGGAGAGGAAACCUGCCCCCUCGAUAGACCUUAAGAUCUCCAAGGCCGGAAACUGUGUGGACAUGUGGAAGCAGAGCUACUGCCAGCUCACUGUCCCCAGGGAGAUUGAUGUAGAGAAAUAUGCAGUGGUAGAGAAGUCAGUGAAGCUGGAGGAAUCUCAACCCACUGUCUGGCCUGCAGAGGAAGUGAUAGAUGACUAUACGUUUGAGUGUGAGGUGGGGGGCCAGGCCCAAAGGACCAAGGUGUCCAUCUUCCAGUCGGUGGGAGACCCUCUGGUCUACGGAAAGAUCUACUGCGCCAAAGAACCCAAAGCUGAGGAGGACAGAAACGACCUUCACCUCAUACACCCACCGUUCCUAAUAGGCUCAAAGAGAGAUGCUGAUCGAUUUCUAUCCCAGUAUAAGGGUGUGUAUGAGCGGGACGUGAAGUGCCAGGUGAAAAUGUCUCAUAACUCAGGCAUCAUGGGACAGAACCAACUCUCACCCAGCAGAGAGACAGAGGUGGAUGGUCUAUCAGCCUUGGUUCAGUCAUCAGGUGUGUUGGGGAAGGGGGUGAAACACCGGCCUCCCCCCAUCAAACUACCCUCCGGGUCGGGCAGCAGCUCCUCAGGUAACCUGUAUAGUUCACCGCAGGCUACCAGUGGUCUCCUCAAGUGUCCUACGCCCCCCCCAGGAACAGGCCCCGGCUCAGUCAAGCCCCAGUCUCUGAGUAGGAAGCACUCUCUGGAGCUGGGGCAGGGGUUACAGGUCGGGGGGCAGUUGGGACAGGUAGGGCUGUUGUCUCCGGCAGCCCUGUCUCCAUUGGUAUCAACACAGAGAUCGGGGACAUCCAAGCCGUCCACCCCCACCAACACCCCUUGUUCCACCCCUCAUCCCCCCGACUCCCUCCUCUCCCUCCCUCCCUCUGUCACCGCCACCCCUCUGGACUCCCAGCCCCUCCUGUCCCCCUACCCCUCCCAGCAGCAGCUGUCCCUGUCCCAGGCUCUGCCUGUAAUAACCAUCCCUCUACCCACCAUGGGAACCUCCAUCACAACGGGAACAACCACCUCCUCUCAGGUCAUGGCUAACCCUGCUGGACUUAACUUCAUUAACGUAGUGGGAUCUGUCUGCAGUCCCCAGACUCAGAUGUUGGGUCCUGGUCUCAACCUGAGGGGUCUAGGAGGACACAUGCCUACCACACAGUCAGGGAGUCCGUUUGGUUUGAACAGCUGUCCAGACCUUAGACCACUCAACCUGCUCCAGAUCCCUACAGGUCCUCUGAUCUUUAACUCAGUGCAGCAACAGCAGCUCUCCCAGUUCUCUCCUCAACAGAGCCGGUCUGCUACGUCUAGCCCACAGCAACAAGGAGACACGGGUGAUCAGGGGUCAGACCAGGGUGUGGGUGCUCAACAGACUGCUGUCAUCAACCUGACUGGAGUAGGAGGCUUCAUGUCCCCACAGACAGCAGUUGCAAUUCUUGCACCACCAAAUGCAGCAGCAGCAAAUGGCUAUGGGGGGGGCGGUCCCUCAGGGGGCGUCGCCACGGCUACAUACCGCCAGCCAACCAAGAAGUAAGAGGAAGAGGAGCAUGCUGCAGCCCCUCCCCAAAUCAUGACAAUGACGAACCCCCUCACACCCCUCCCCAGCCAACCAAGAGGAGCAUGCUGCAGCCCCUCCCCAAAUCAUGACAAUGACGCACCCCCCUCCUCCCCCCCAGCCAACCAGGAGGAGCACACCGCAGCCCCUCCCCAAAUCAUGACAAUGACGCACCCCCCCUCCUCCCCCAGCCAACCAGGAGGAGCACACCGCAGCCCCUCCCCAAAUCAUGACAAUGACGCACCCCCAUCCUCCCCCCCAGCCAACCAGGAGGAGCACACCGCAGCCCCUCCCCAAAUCAUGACAAUGACACCCCCCCCUCCUCCCCCAGCCAACCAGGAGGAGCACACCGCAGCCCCUCCCCAAAUCAUGACAAUGACACACCCCCUCCUCCCCCCCAGCCAACCAGGAGGAGCACACCGCAGCCCCUCCCCAAAUCAUGACAAUGACGCACCCCCCUCCUCCCCCCCAGCCAACCAAGAGGAGCAAUGCCAUGGCCCCUCCCCAAAUCAUGAUGGAGAGAACUUCACACACAACCCCUGGACGCCUCCAUAAUGUCCUCUCAUUUAGGAGACAAAAAUACUUUUGUUUUUCUUUGUCCUUUAGUAGCUGUGAGAUGAUGAAAUGUAUGAUGUAAUAAUGACUGUUUGGUUGGCGUGCAAGCCUGAACCACGUCCUGACGAUCGUACAACAAGGGUUUUUAGAAGUAGGGAACCUACUUUUUUUUAAAUAACCUUUUUUUUUUUUUUUUAUGAGUUAGAAAA
This is a messenger RNA of Coregonus clupeaformis (lake whitefish), 3304 nucleotides long. Its product is annotated as transcription factor SPT20 homolog. Gene Ontology annotation, cellular component: SAGA complex. Lineage: Eukaryota; Metazoa; Chordata; Actinopteri; Salmoniformes; Salmonidae. Gene Ontology annotation, biological process: regulation of transcription by RNA polymerase II. The transcript is spliced from 23 exons. The coding region runs from base 156 to 2519 and encodes 787 amino acids. Gene Ontology annotation, molecular function: transcription coregulator activity. The record is from RefSeq and is a predicted model, not a curated record.